GUUAAUAUUGAAUUGCGCUAGAAAAUUAAUUGUAAUCAAUUUGUGCUGCGAAAAUGGCUAACGAAAUGGCGCACAAAAUGAAGGCCAUCAAAUGCCCCACAGACGAACUAUCGAAGACCAACAAGGCGAUCGUUAAUAUCGCCGAUUUCACCGAGGAAGUAAAAUAUGUGGACAUCUCGCCAGGACCUGGACAGCAUUAUAUAUUUGCGCUGGAGAAGAUUGUCGAUCUGCCACGUGGACAUGUGGGUUUCUCACUGGUGCACCGCAAAUGGGCCUCGCUCUCCAUUAACCAGGAGAUCGAUGUGCGUCCAUAUCGCUUCGAUGCCAGCUCCGACAUUGUUACGUCCGUUUCCUUUGAGACGGACUUUCUGCAAAAGAAGAUCAACACCCAGGAGCCCUACGAUUCGGAUGAAAUGGCCAAGGAGUUCAUCAUGAAGUUUGCCGGCAUGGCCCUGACGGUAGGCCAGACACUGGUCUUUGAAUUCAAGGACAUGAAAUUGCUUGGUUUGGCUGUAAAGACGCUCGAAGCCGUCGAUCCCAGAACUGUUGGUGACGGCAAGGAGCCAAAGACGCGCAACGUCCGCUUUGGCCGUGUCCUGGGCAACACUGUGGUGCAAUUCGAGAAGGCCGAGAACUCUGUGCUGAAUCUGACGGGCAGAUCCAAAGGUAAAAUUGUGCGACAGUCUAUCAUAAAUCCGGACUGGGACUUUGGCAAAAUGGGCAUUGGCGGCCUGGACAAUGAAUUCAAUGCCAUCUUUAGACGUGCCUUCGCCUCGCGCGUCUUUCCGCCCGAGCUGGUCGAGCAGUUGGGCAUCAAGCAUGUGAAGGGCAUAUUACUCUACGGACCGCCUGGCACGGGCAAAACUUUGAUGGCCCGACAGAUUGGAACCAUGCUGAAUGCGCGUGAGCCCAAGAUUGUGAACGGACCGCAGAUCCUAGACAAAUAUGUGGGCGAAUCAGAGGCCAACAUACGCCGUCUGUUCGCCGAUGCCGAGGAGGAGGAGAAGCGUCUCGGGCCGAACAGCGGACUGCACAUUGUCAUCUUCGAUGAGAUCGACGCCAUUUGCAAGGCGCGCGGCUCUGUGGCGGGCAACAGUGGCGUCCACGACACCGUGGUCAAUCAGCUGCUGGCCAAGAUUGAUGGCGUGGAGCAGCUGAACAACAUACUGGUCAUUGGCAUGACCAAUCGCAGGGAUAUGAUCGAUGAGGCGCUGCUUCGACCCGGCCGCCUUGAGGUUCAAAUGGAAAUCAGUCUGCCCGAUGAGAAGGGACGCGUUCAGAUUCUCGACAUACACACGAAACGUAUGCGCGAAUUCAAUAAGAUUGCCAGCGAUGUGGAUAAUAAGGAGAUUGCGGCAUGCACCAAGAACUUCAGCGGCGCCGAGCUGGAGGGUCUGGUGCGUGCCGCCCAGUCCACGGCCAUGAAUCGUCUGAUCAAGGCCGAUGCCAAGGUUCAUGUGGAUCCCGAAGCCAUGGAAAAGUUGAAGGUCACACGCUCCGACUUUAUGCAUGCCUUGGAAAAUGAUAUAAAGCCCGCAUUCGGUGCGGCACAGGAAAUGAUCGAGAAUAUGCUCGCGCGUGGCGUCAUCCACUGGGGCCAGCCGGUGACCAGCGUGCUGGAGGAUGGCAUGCUAUACGUGCAGCAAGCGAAGGCCACAGAAAGCUCAGGUCUGGUCUCGGUGCUCAUUGAGGGUGCGCCCAACUCCGGCAAAUCGGCGCUGGCCGCCAAUCUGGCCAAGAUGAGCAACUUUCCCUUUGUCAAGGUGUGCUCGCCCGAGGAUAUGGUGGGCUUCACCGAGUCCGCCAAGUGCUUGCACAUACGCAAGAUAUUCGAUGAUGCCUACCGCUCCACGCUCAGUUGCAUUGUGGUGGACAAUGUGGAGCGUCUGCUGGACUAUGGACCCAUUGGACCGCGCUACUCCAACCUGACGCUGCAGGCAUUGCUUGUGCUGCUCAAGAAACAGCCACCGAAGGGCCGCAAGCUGCUCGUCCUGUGCACCUCCAGCCGGCGUCAGGUGCUCGAGGAAAUGGAAAUGCUCUCAGCAUUCACCUCCGUCCUGCAUGUAUCCAAUCUGUCCAGUCCCGAUCAUGUGCUCACCGUGCUGGAAGACUCGGAUCUGUUCAGCCCCGAAGAGUUGCAAGUAAUUGCUAGAAAAAUUAGCGGCAAGCGUGUCUGGAUUGGCAUCAAGAAGCUGCUGGCAUUAAUUGACAUGGUGCGGCAAUCGGAGCCGGAAUAUCGGGUUAUCAAGUUCCUUACCAAAAUGGAGGAGGAGGGCGGCCUGGAGAUGAUGGCGAGACCGCAGUAGCUACCGCCCGUACUGGAACUGAAAAUGUCAGUCGUGGAGCUCAACGAUGCUUUCUGAAGCGUGUCCAACGAAUUAGCUCGAAUAGAGAUUUGUAAUACAUUUUAUAACGCAACCGACCACAAAACCAGAGCUAGAAACAAACACAGAGCCGACCAAUUAUGUGAAUUAAACAACAACAAAAAAAAAACAAAAAA
Drosophila novamexicana is the source of this 2500-nucleotide messenger RNA. Its product is annotated as vesicle-fusing ATPase 2. Gene Ontology annotation, molecular function: ATP binding; ATP hydrolysis activity. The record is from RefSeq and is a predicted model, not a curated record. Gene Ontology annotation, biological process: SNARE complex disassembly; Golgi to plasma membrane protein transport; intra-Golgi vesicle-mediated transport. The coding region runs from base 54 to 2306 and encodes 750 amino acids. Gene Ontology annotation, cellular component: Golgi stack. Lineage: Eukaryota; Metazoa; Arthropoda; Insecta; Diptera; Drosophilidae. The transcript has 2 exons.